Molecule: messenger RNA, 2233 nt
Organism: Hylaeus anthracinus
Lineage: Eukaryota; Metazoa; Arthropoda; Insecta; Hymenoptera; Colletidae
Product: SAP30-binding protein
Exons: 2
Coding region: 441-1430 (329 amino acids)
Biological process (GO): regulation of DNA-templated transcription
Cellular component (GO): nucleus
Source: RefSeq, a predicted model, not a curated record
UUCAUUCCAAUUAUUCGAUGGUAACGUAAUAUACUGUGCAUUGCUAUAAAGUGUGCGCAUGGUCAUUGGUGAAGUUCAUAAAGGAAAAAAACGAGGAAGUCAGAAUAGGCCACAGAAUGCGCCGAUAGCGUUCGACGUGAUUAGAUGUCUUCGAUUAUAGAAACAAAUAUCAAUCGGAGAGUAAUGUGCCCGUAAGUUUAUCGUAAUGAACACAAAAUCAGGUAUAGUGUAACCUGGAAGAUUGUGGAUACGAAUAGUCAGAUACGGUAUAGUAGUAAACAUUCCAACAAACAUUGAGGCAUAGUUAAAAUCAAUAUAUAAGGCAUAUAUACAUAUAUAAUAGCCCUACAACUAAAAGGCAUACAACUCUACGCUAGACCGGUGAGUUCCAACACAAAAUAUUGCUUGGUAGUACGGCGGACACUCAAAGCCAACUAACCAUGUCUGUACAAAGUGUUGCUCUGGCAUCUCUCACGGCCACCUAUACCGACUCGGAGGGCGAAGACGGGGUGGAAGACGACCUUCAGGAGAAUUUGAACACUCCCCAGGGGGCCGCCCCGCAUAAUGCCCAAGUCGGUCAGCCCCAGGCUUUCACCAGUCCCAAAUCUGGCAGAUCAGCCUCAAAUAGUCCCGUCGUUGUUCCCAGCGUCGGUGGCAAGUCUAGUAACGAUUUGUCAAAUGCGCCCACCUUAGUGACAGACGUGACGUCUAAGGUGCAGAGAUUGGUUUCGUAUUUUGAUGACACAAUAGUCUCCGACGACGAGGGAGUGUUGCAAACACUGGUCGACGGACAGCCUUCUGAAAAUGGAAGGCUUUCCUCGAUUAUGGAACACUCUCCCUCUUGUCAAGGAGAAUUAGUUUCAGAUAGCGAGGUCGAUCCGUAUGGCGUGAUUAUACCACCAGAACCGGCGGGACAGUGUCCUGUGGAGUUACAGGAGAAGAUAAUGAAACUUUUUAGGAAAAUGGAGAGUGGCGGUUUGGACAUGAAUAAAGUUAUACAGCAAAGAAAGGAUUUUAGAAAUCCGUCUAUUUAUGAAAAACUUAUUCAGUUUUGUAGCAUCAACGAACUGGGCACCAAUUAUCCUCUGGAUAGAUUUGAUCCAUUCAAGUGGGGUAAAGAUUCUUAUUACGAGGAACUCGCCAAGGUUCAAAAAGCUGAAAUGGAUAAACUUGAAAAAGCUAGGAAAGAAAAAACGAAAAUUGAGAUUGUCUCAGGCACAGCCAAGCGACCCAAUAGUUCUAGUGUAACCGAAGACGAUGCCAAGAAAAGAAAGAGUAAAUGGGAUCAAGUGACAACGGGAGCCACUGCCUCCGUAAAGCCUACCGUUUUAUUGUCUCAACCGACUCUUACUACCUUAACGUCGUCCGCGACUGGUACCAAAGCGACGGUAAUAUCGGCUUUCGGAUCCUUACCAAAGAAAAGACUGUAACAUAUUUUGUAAAUCAUUUGUAAAUAUCACCUCUUUUUAAAAAAAAAAAAACCAUACAAAACAUUUCAUCCCUCAUUUAGAUUUAUCGUAAAUAAUUUUAUGUAGAUGUACACGCGCAAUAUAUAAUUGUACAUACAUACCAUCAUUUAUCUGUAAAUCUGUUUUGUCAAAUUUGAUUGUUGGUUUCACCAAUUGUUCAUUUGUCAUUUACUUUAAUGAUUGCAUCAGUCAGUAACGUGCAGUCAUCGUUGGUACAAUAUACCUACAGUAACACAUCGGCGCUAAUCGUUAAUUUACUAUAUAGAACUUUCAGGUAAAAUAUGAAACUGAUACAAACUAAAAAAAAAGGGAUCCAGAAUUGACAAGAUAAAAAAAUCAAGAUAGCGAUUAAAUCGUAACGAAACAAACUAAUAUUUAAUUUGAUUUCUUUUCUGUUCACUUCAGGGUAGCAUUUCACAUAAAUGUAUGUCUAAAUUUAAAGUCCUUUUUCUUUUUAUUUUGUGAAUGUGUACAUCUGUAGGUAUUUACAUAUUACAUGCUCAUUGAUGAACAUUCUCGGAAUACUUAUUUUCUAUAUAAAUCGAUGAACGUUCCAAUAUUGUAAAAUACGCAUACCAUAACAAUGUGCUGCCAUGCAACAAAAUUAAAAAUCGAUCAAAUUUUCUCCACUUUAAACGGACGCGGAAAAAAAAAUUAUUUGUAAUCGUAAUCUUCAAGAAACAAUGUUAGUGAUUACUAAACGUGGAUUAGGGCUUAUUUCAUUUCUUGUAAAUCUAAAUAAACGAUUUUUAGUUAUACUUUUA